Molecule: messenger RNA, 1667 nt
Organism: Colletotrichum scovillei
Lineage: Eukaryota; Fungi; Ascomycota; Sordariomycetes; Glomerellales; Glomerellaceae
Product: adenylate kinase
Exons: 2
Coding region: 661-1470 (269 amino acids)
Biological process (GO): nucleobase-containing compound metabolic process
Cellular component (GO): cytoplasm; mitochondrion
Molecular function (GO): AMP kinase activity; ATP binding
Source: RefSeq, a predicted model, not a curated record
CUUGCGAAUCCCGACCCACCCCGAGAAGCCAGCAAUUCAGUCGAGCCAGUGACGGCGCACGCUGCCACGCUGCCAAUCUCGACGGAUAGAACCAGUGGAGGGUCUUUGGAGAGGAGAGAGAGAGAGAGAGCGAGAUCCGGCCGUCGGCCACAUAGCCAGAGUCGACACACGUUCCUCGGGUCCCCUCAACACCCAUCCGUCAAAUCGACCGAUUUCCAAGCAUCCCCGUCCGAGGUGCGCGCCAGCACCCCCGUCGCUGCACUCGCCUGCAUCCCACCACCGCGGUUCUGCGUCCGCUCGCUGUUCUCCACCCUCCUUCUCGGCAUUCCUUCACAACCACCUCGACCUUUGCGCUUCCUCUCUCUUUUCUUCCUCCUCCUUCUUCCUCCCCUCCCUAGAUUGUCGCUAUAUACCAACGUCCGUCGUCCUGUAAAGAUCAUGACUUUCUCCUGAAUCCCCUCCGAACACGAUCCCGUCUGGGUCUCGCGAUUCCGACUCGUUCCUUUUCCCCCGCACAAUUUGGGACCAGCGCCAUCUCAUUCCCGCCAAUUUCGAAGCUACCGAUACAUAGUACCUGGGCAUAUACCUCGAACCAACCCCUCCGUCACUCCCAAUUCAACCACAUUACCUGCGCCAACCGAUCAUUGAUUCGUGUAUACUAUGAGACUCCGCAAAGCUGCCCGCGUUAUUCUCGUCGGAGCCCCCGGUGUUGGAAAAGGAACGCAGUCCGAACGACUCCUUCAACGGUUUCCCCAGAUUCAGUCCAUUAGCACCGGAGACCUGCUUCGCAACAAUGUCAAGCUCCGGACCCCCCUCGGUAUCAAGGUCGAGAACACCAUGAAGUCCGGCGGACUCGUGGCUGACGAUCUGAUUAUGCGCCUCAUCUCCAACGAGAUGUACAAGAACGGCUGGCUUCUCAACAGCCGCAGAAGGCCUCAGGUCAUGACCUUGUCAUCUUCCGCCGCCACAGUCGACUCGUUCUACGAAGAGCAGCUAGAUGACUUUGUCACGGCUACCGGAGCUCUGGACAGCCAUGGGCCACCGGAGGCAUCCGAAGACCCCGACGCCUCUUUCAUCCUGGAUGGUUUCCCACGGACUGCCACCCAGGCGGCGGUUUGCGACAAGUUGAUUCCGAUCAACCUGGUGGUGUCGCUCAAGACCCCGUUCAACGUCAUCAUGGAGCGCAUCUCCGGCCGCUGGGUCCACGAGCCCUCGGGACGCGUGUACAACACAUCCUUCAACGCCCCCAUGAUUCCCGGCAAAGACGACGUCACCGGAGAGCCACUUACACAGCGUCCGGAUGACACUGAGGCGGUGUACAAGGAGCGCUUCCGCAAGUUCCAGGAGACCAGCGAGCCUCUUCUGGAACACUACGACAAGAAGGGCGUUCUCUGGGAGGUCGAGGGCAUGAGCAGCGACGAGAUCAGUCCCCUGCUCUUCGACGAAUUCGAGAAGCGCUUCGUUCAUUGAUUUAAAUUCAUCUUUUGUUAUAUCUACAGGAGUUAUACGUGGUCAAGAUACCUCGGGCUGGCCAGAAAGACCCAUGGCUAAAAACGGGCAGGUCGGACGGACGGGAAUAAUCCCCCAGGGCGGAUGCAGCGCAAACAAUCUGCAGCUUGAAAUGUCGAUAGUUAUCAUGAGUAUUUUUAACAAUGUACAAAUAUUUC